AAAUAUCAAAAACAAAAACAAAUAAAAAACCCAUGUUGAAAAACGUCAAAACAAAAAUACCCAAAAAAAGAGAAGUCGAGAUUGAUAGAGAUUGUGAAUUCGUUUGUUGUUCCAUUCCCAUCAAUCCUGUACGAAAUAAUAGUCCCUUAAUUCACAAUCUCCUUACCAAACCAACCCUUCAUUUCUUGACCCUUUAACCCCAACUUCAAUUCAAUUCAAUUCAAUUCAAUAACCCACAAGACAAGAUCUUGCCAUGAUGUGAGAUUGUGGUAUUGUUUAUCUGGAAUUUUUAUUCAGGAAAGCGAAAAGAGGAAUAAUAUAAUGUUAGGAGGUGUUCAAUUGGGUGUAUUGGCUGCUUGUGUUGUUCUUUUUGUACCUAUGGGUAUGGCUGGCUGGCAUUUGAGCAGGAACAAGAUGCUUUUUUUUAGUGGUGCCCUUUUUAUUACUCUUGCGGUAGGCGUUCAUUUAACUCCUUAUUUCCCUUCCAUUUCUGAUUUUGUUACUUCCGUUCAAUCUGUUGUUGUAUUUGAUAAUCGUGAGGAUUCUUGUAUUAAUUUGGUUAAUGAAGUUGUUUGGGAUGUUAAACGUAGCCAUGCUGAUACUAAAAGCAAUAGUCUUGUUCAAUAUAGUAAUAAUGAUAGUGAAAAUGAUUCUAUGAGUUAUGAUAAGAUUUGGGAUUGGGCUAAAACAGGAAAAGUCAAGGCUUGUGAGUUUCAAAGACUGGACAGGUUUGAUACUUCAGAUUUGCUUAAUGGGUCUUGGGUUGUGGUAGCUGGGGAUUCACAAGCUAGGUUAAUUGUUCAAUCUUUGUUGAAUUUGAUUUUAGAUUCAAAACGAAUGGAAUCCAUUGAAGGUGAUUUGUUUAAAAGGCAUAGUGAUUAUGAGAUUGUUAUAGAAGAAAUUGGUAUGAAGUUGGAUUUUAUUUGGGCUCCUUAUGUGGUUAAUUUAACAGAUUUUAUGACCAGUCUUAAGCAGAAUAGAAGUUAUCCUGAUGUUUUGGUAAUGGGAGCAGGAUUAUGGCAUAUGCUGCAUGUUAAUAAUGCUUCUGAUUAUGGCAUUGAUUUGGAAUUGCUGAGGAGUUCUGUGGUGUCUCUGUUACCAUUUUCGCCGGAGUUGGGCACAGAUGGCCCUGUUACUGGUUCUGUAUCUGUUAGAUCGCCACAUUUGUUUUGGCUUGGCAUGCCAAUGUUGAUUAAUGGCAUGUUAAAUUCAGAGGAAAAGAGGGAGAAGAUGAGUGAUGAAAUGUGGCAUGCUUACGACAGAGAGCUGCGGAAUAGUAGGCUCUUGCGUAGUUAUGGUGGGCCACUUUUAUUACUGGACAUACAAUCAAUGAGUUGGAAUUGUGGCCCUCGGUGCACUGCUGAUGGGAUGCAUUAUGAUGCAGCUGUUUAUGAAGCUGCUGUUCAUAUUUUGCUAAAUGCUUUGCUUAUUGAAUCUCAUCAAAAACUUGGAGCUACGUAGUUUGGACUUCUAUUAGAUUGCAUGACUAUCAUUUUGAAGACAAGAAAGUUACAUCAAACCAUCUUAGAGCUUUUGACUCACACAACAUGCGAAGUUUUGUCAUGUUGCAACUUUGAUAUUUCCAGGUUUUUCCCUUUUGCCAUCACAUUAACUGAGGAGUAAAUUUUUGUAUCAGUAUCUACAUAUUGAAAUUCAUUGUUUCUUGUUUAUUUUCAUAUGAAUGAAUGUUGAAUACUCACAAUACUUGUAUUAAAUGAUAAAAAUCAAUAACAAAGAUUUGUACCAAUAGUAAAUAGAUGUACUUUUGGCAGUCUAAGCAUCCAAUGAAAUUCUUUUCAUGGAA
This is a messenger RNA of Jatropha curcas, 1804 nucleotides long. RefSeq names its product Pmr5/Cas1p GDSL/SGNH-like acyl-esterase family protein. Lineage: Eukaryota; Viridiplantae; Streptophyta; Magnoliopsida; Malpighiales; Euphorbiaceae. Gene Ontology annotation, biological process: xylan biosynthetic process. Gene Ontology annotation, cellular component: Golgi apparatus. Gene Ontology annotation, molecular function: acetyltransferase activity. The record is from RefSeq and is a predicted model, not a curated record.